AUGAGUGCCUCAAGCCUCCCUUAUAUGAAGUCCAACCCCAAGAUCAUCUUCUUUACGGACUUUGAUGGGACCAUCACGCUCCAGGACAGCAAUGAUUUCUUGACAGAUAAUCUCGGUUAUGGACAAGGAAAACGUCGCCAAGGGAACAUCGACGUCCUUGAAAAUAGGGCUAGCUUUCGUGAUGCCUUCCGCGAUAUGCUCGAUAGUGUCAAGACCCCCUUCAAUGAGUGCAUCGAGCAGCUAAAGAGGAACAUGAAGCUGGAUCCUUACUUCGUCGAAUUCUACAACUGGGCCAAGGAGAACAACGUGCCCAUUGUAGUAUUGUCAUCCGGCAUGACACCGAUCAUCAGCGCAUUGUUUGAGGCUCUGCUAGGACAUAAGCCCGAUGAACACCUCCAAAUCGUCGCGAAUGAUGUCGAAAGCCGCGAUGGCAAGGAUAUCAAUACUGAGGGUGGUUGGCAGAUCAAAUAUCAUGACGAUAGUCACUUUGGCCACGACAAGUCCUUGGAGAUUAAGCCCUACGCCGCCCUGCCGGACAAUGUACGCCCGACUCUGCUGUAUGCGGGAGACGGUGUCUCCGAUUUGUCGGCUGCUUCGGAGACCGAUCUUUUGUUCGCUAAAAAGGGCAGGGACCUAGUGACCUACUGUGAGCGUCAGGGAACCCCGUUCACUGUUUUCGAGAGCUGGUCCUCAAUCCUUGCCACGACGAAAGAUAUCCUGAGUGGCAAAGUCACCAUCAAGAAAGUGGCCCAAGAGGGACUUGAAACCGUUCGCGCGGGUGUACAGCUCGCAAUAUUUGCUAUUUUUAUACUUGUUCUCGUCGUGACCCUAGAUAACCGGUUUCGGGUCCUACCUGCCUCUAUCCAUGGCCAUCUGCCUUCGCACUAUUCCGGACUCGUCGUUACAGAUGUGACUAUAAAGACAUGCUCGUCCAUCAAUCCCUUCUCAAAAUGCAAACCCAUCUCGCCGUCGUGGACUCAAGUCGACAAGGAUCUUUAUCUGCGCACUGGUUGGACCUCCACCGCCUUUGUCCAGUUCGAACGGAAAAAGGAGGAAGAAUUGCUUCCUACGGACAAAGUCGUGAUUGAUUUGAAGAUUAGUCGACUUAUUCCGGAUUCCACCGAUGAAGUCAAGGAUGGGGAAAAGGACGAAGCCGCGUGGUGGGAGCCGCGUCCGGGUGGCAUUUGGGUGAGACGAACAUCCAAGCGCCACGCAAGUGAUUCGCAGAAAGCGAUCACAAUGGUCGAUGUUCUUUUCGGCGCAGAUGCAGUGGAUCCACGGAUUGGAUGGGAGGUUAGAGAUACUCCGCUGCUGCUGGAUAGUCGGACGGAGGAAUUGGAGGCCCGCAUCAGUAUCCAGAGGGGCGAUCCUCAGAAAAUGAAAAAACCAGUCCCUAGGAUCAAUGAACACGGUCGCUUCAAGAUUAUGCAGCUGGCAGAUUUGCAUUUGAGUACUGGCCUUGGUGCGUGUCGUGACCCUAUCCCAGCUGAACCUGUUCCGGGACAGAAAUGCGAGGCCGACCCGCGGACGCUUGAGUUCGUGGAAAGGCUCUUAGAUGAAGAGAAACCCGAUAUGGUGGUCCUUACUGGUGAUCAAGUCAACGGUGAAACUUCUCCGGAUGCACAGAGUGCACUGUUUAAGUCUGUCAAACUGCUCGUGGAUCGCAAGAUCCCUUACGCAGCUAUCUUUGGUAAUCAUGAUGAUGAGGGCAAUCUCAACCGGUCAGAACUUAUGGCCAUGUUAGAGGGUCUACCUUAUUCAAUGUCGUCGGCGGGCCCCCAAGAACUUGACGGUGUUGGUAACUAUAUCGUUGAAGUUCUGGGUCGUGGCAGUACGACACAUUCAGCAUUGACUCUGUAUCUCCUUGAUUCCCAUUCGUAUUCGCCCGAUGAACGACAAUUCCGAGGUUAUGACUGGAUCAAACCCAGUCAGAUUCGUUGGUUCAAGAACACUGCUCAAGGCCUGAAGAGAAAAAACCAUGAAUAUGCGUACAUGCACAUGAACCUGGCAUUUAUUCAUAUCCCAUUGCCUGAGUACCGUGAUCCGAAUAACCAGUUCGUCGGUAAUUGGGAUGAAGCUCCAACAGCUCCCGGGUUCAAUUCAGGCUUCAAAGAUGCACUCGAAGAGGAGGGCAUCCUCUUUGUCAGCUGUGGACAUGACCAUGUCAAUGACUACUGCAUGAUUAAUAAAGACAAAGACGAGAAGCCGUCGCUCUGGAUGUGCUAUGGAGGAGGUGUUGGAUUCGGAGGCUAUGGAGGCUAUAAAGAUUACGUCCGGCGCGUGAGGUUCUUUGACUUUGACAUGAAUGCCGGACGGGUCGUGACAUACAAGCGACUUGAGUAUGGUGAAACAGAGGCCAAAAUCGAUGAGCAGAUGAUCGUCGACGGUGGUGCGGUGAAGGGAUUAUAA
Molecule: messenger RNA, 2409 nt
Organism: Aspergillus alliaceus
Lineage: Eukaryota; Fungi; Ascomycota; Eurotiomycetes; Eurotiales; Aspergillaceae
Exons: 6
Coding region: 1-2409 (802 amino acids)
Cellular component (GO): cytoplasm
Molecular function (GO): phosphoprotein phosphatase activity
Source: RefSeq, a predicted model, not a curated record